CGGACAUCCUCAAGCUUAAACUUUGCCUGCAUAGGCAGAGCUGUGCUAUUUUCUUACUAUGACGAACUAGCAUUGCCUCAGAAGGAACAGCAGCUCGGUAUUUUCUCUUUACCUUACGCGAUGGCUGUUUCUUUCUUGACGAUUGUUCCAGUGAUCACUGCGUUCGUUAUCCUUUUUCCUGCUCCAGCUGCGUACGGAUUACCGAAAGGAGUCAGCGGUGGAAUCGGCUGUCUUACUUGCACCGCUGUCGUUGCUCUUACAGAACAGCUGAGUAUUGUACACAACGAAACAUUUGUGGAUUCGUACGCGCGAUUGUGUAAUGUCUUACCUGAACUUUACAGAAAUGCCUGUCUUUCGCUCGGGGAGUACUACAUUCCCAAAAUCAUAAAAUUUAUAACAGCCGAGGUUUCUGCUGACGUUAUUUGCCAUGCAGUUGAUCUGUGCUACCAGGAAAAAGGUCAGCCGUAUUGUCACGCCUUUCCACCGAGAAAAGACUUCCAUGAGAGGAUCACUCGAGCGAGAAAGGAGAUCGGAGCGAAACUAUCCUUCGAAAGAGCCAAUCCUGAUGACUUUAAAGGGCCGAAUUUCGAUCCUUGUACUCUUGAGGGUGUUAGAGAAGUUUGUAAAUUGUUCCGCAAAGUUUUCACCAAUGAUUUUCCUCUGGUUGAUUUGGAUAACGAUACUUAUAGUGCCCUGACGGAGGCAUGGAGAGGGUCGUCUUGGAGGGGCAAAGAUUGCGAUGAUAUAAAUCAUCUUAACCAUCCUGGUGCCAAGCCAAGAAAAGGGGAUGUGGUUUUCGACUCGAACUGCAAUGGAAUUCAUGGCAGGGAUCCUGUUUUUGGGGAGCCCUUUGAAGAAUUGUUAUGUAAAGAUGCAGGAUAUCUUGGCAUAAUUGUUCUUGGUGAUUCAGUGGCAGCCCACUUUCACAUUCCCCCAGCAUGGCUUACAGCACUCCUGCUUUCUGACAAAGCUUUUGAAAACCUUGCCUUUAUUGUUGAGAAUGAAAUGGACUGGCCUCAGUUGUCAUUAUAUACAGGCUACCUAAGGUCAUCAAGGUGGCCCAUGGAAAGAGGUCAUAGUGAUUCAAUUUAUCUGAAGCUAUGGGAGAGGAAUCAUUGCAAUCAUCGGGAUUAUCAAAAUCUGGCCAAGAAUGGAGCACAGUCUUUUGAAGCUAACUCCAAACUUAUCAGAAGCAUGGCUAGAGACCCCAAUCUUGACCAGCCUGCCUUGGUGUUUUACUCACUCAUAGGCAAUGAUGUUUGUCAAGCUGUCCCUAGUCUAAAUAACAUUACUACUCCUGAGCAGAUGCAUAAAAAUGUCCUGGAAACUCUGAAUGGUCUUGAUAAACGUUUGCCAAAUGGGAGUCAUGUAAUUCUGAUUGGUUUGGUGGAUGGACGAAUCCUUUAUGACAGUCUCCAUAACCGUAUACACCCAAUAGGAAGUCUAAGGCAUGAUGUGACAUAUGAACAACUUUAUGACUUCUUGAACUGUCUACAAGUGUCUCCCUGCUUUGGUUAUUUGAAUUCCAAUGAGACCAUCAGGAAUAAAACAAGUGAAAGAGCUGCCCAGUUGAGUGCAGUGUUGAAACAUGUGGCUGAAACCUCGAAGUAUGAAAAUUUUGAUGUGUUCUACUUUGACUGUCCCUUGGAAGAAGUCAUUAAGGAGUGGAAAGCAAAAGGCCACCCAGUUUAUGAGUUAAUUGAGCCUGUGGAUGGUUUUCACCCAAACUUGAAAGCAGAAGCUCUGGCAGCUGAUGUCUUGUGGAGAAUUCUUGAGUCCAAAGUUCCACAUGUCUUAGGGAAGGUCAACCCUAAAAAUGAUCUAAUAAGACUUUUGUUUGGAGAUCAAGGAGGAUACUAAGAAAGAUAGCUGUUUUUUAGGUGACCUUUUACAUAUAUCUUUUUAGAAACUCUUAAUAGGAAGUUUAAAGAUUAAUUUGGAAAUCAAUAGAGUAAUUUUGGCCAUUAGAAUGAUUUAAUAUUGAAUAAUUGCUGCAUCAUCUUUGGGGAAAUAUGUUUUUGGAAUGACUUUCAGUUGUCUUUUUAGGCUGGGAGAAUUACAUGAAAUUUUCAAAUUGUCAAAUUAUGAUUUAUUUCAUUGAAUGAAGAUUUGCAUUACCAUGGUAACUGCAAUAUUACUGCAUCUUUAAAAUAUUAUAACUUUGACUUUUUCAGGG
Pocillopora damicornis (cauliflower coral) is the source of this 2176-nucleotide messenger RNA. Its product is annotated as acyloxyacyl hydrolase. Gene Ontology annotation, biological process: negative regulation of inflammatory response; lipopolysaccharide catabolic process. NCBI's taxonomy places the organism in Eukaryota, Metazoa, Cnidaria, Anthozoa, Scleractinia, Pocilloporidae. The record is from RefSeq and is a predicted model, not a curated record. Gene Ontology annotation, molecular function: calcium ion binding; acyloxyacyl hydrolase activity.